AUAAACAAUUAAUGGGGCCAUUAACAGCAGAACAAUCGGGACAGAAAAAGAUCAGAGAUGUACUUACAUCUGAGGAUGAUGAUUCUGAUUAUAUACUAAAUGGUGCUGAAGAUAAGAGUCCUUCAUCAUUGUUAUUAUUAUCACAGCUCAUGGAAUUUCAAGAAUUCUAUCAACUGCCAGUUGAAAAUUAUCUCCAUUCGUGGAUUAUUGACUUAGAUGAUCAAGAAGCGGAAAUAUUAUUUAGUGUGGAAGAGUGGAAUGAGAUUCGCUAUACAGUAAGAAAACUACUAGAAGUUGAUAGAACUUUCGCAGAGUCCAUAAUACGAUUUGCCAAC
Molecule: messenger RNA, 335 nt
Organism: Dentiscutata erythropus
Lineage: Eukaryota; Fungi; Glomeromycota; Glomeromycetes; Diversisporales; Gigasporaceae
Source: the annotation of a GenBank genome assembly